CCGAUCCUCUUGAAUUGAUGAGAGUGUGUAUUCUGUAAGAAUUUUCAACAAACAAAAUUCUCAUAUUCUCAAUAUAUACCUCGUGGUAUUUGUUUUUUUUCAUACAUGGAGUAGUAUUUUUUCGUUUUAAUCAUUAUUUUAAUUUGUUUCUAUACCGACCAUAAUGAUGAUUUAAAUUAUUUUCAAAUUUCACCGGCUCGAAUUGGAUGACAAGCUUAUUGUAAACAAUCAUCAUUAUCAUAAUAAUAACAUGGAGUCAAAUUUAUCGAUAAAGCAAUCAACGGUAAAUGUUUCCUUUGAAAAUCAUUUGACAAAAAAUCGUAAUAAUAAUAAUAAUGCUAACAAACAAUUGACUAAUAAAAACGGUUCCAUCCGAGAAAUCAUGAUUGAUGAAGAUGAAAUUAAAAAAGAAAACGAAUCCGAAUCUGGUGAUUCGAUGAAAGAGGAGAAGCGUUUCAAUCUACGUGCUCGAAGAAGAAGAAUUUCUGAAACGUCCAAUACUGGUGAGGUGUUAAGAAAAAACAAAAAAACUCGAUUGAUAAGCCAGAAAAAUGAUGCCAAAUGUAAUGGACAACAAGAAGGUUCAAAUAUGGAAAACGAUCAGUCGACUACAAAUAACAACGAUGAAAAAAACUCAAAGAUGGUCAUUUAUAAUUGCAAUGAUUAUUUAGCAGUUCGAAAUGAACACAACAGCUUCUUUCUUUGUCGAGCUAGACAAAACAUCUACAAAAAUGGCCGUAAAAUAAAAAUCAAAUGGUACAGUAAUGAUGAAGACAAAGAAAUUUACCGCCCAGAUUUUGAUGAUUACAUAGAUUUCGAAUGCAUUCUUACUAAUCUUCGGGUAAAACGUGAAAAAGAUGGUAUUUCUUUGCCGGAUAAUGAAAAAAAUCGUGCAUUAAAUAUUCUUCAACGUGCACUUGAUGUUGAAAAAGGAAUCAAUUUACCACCGGAUCCUCGUAAAGUUUUAAGUGAUGGUGUAGAUAUUUCGAUUAUUGGAAAAGUGAAAGAAGAAGAUGUUUUGUCCAAAAUCAAUAAUAACCAUGAUGGGAUUGAACAUAAAAAAUCCAUAAAGUUACCUUCAUUGACAAUGGUCGAUGAUAAUAGUGGAAAAAAUAAUGGAACAAUGACGACAACUUCGACAAUCGUUAACGAUGACAAUGAAAACACCACAUCAUGUGAUUCUCAAAGGCGAACAAAAAAAGCGAAAUUCGAAAUAACAAAAAAUUCUUCGGAACCACAUGGCUUAAUAAACGAAACAACGCCACCAAUAUCAAUUGUUGGUUCAAUAACAAAAAAUGCUAUCUCCAACGAAACUAUCGAUCAAUGUCAAAAAGAAAAAAAUAUUUUGUUCGAAACCAAAAUCACACUGCCAUUCAUAUCAUCUUAUGUGAAUUCAAAAUUAUUGAUCCGGGCUGUCAUAUUAGAUGAUCAUGAAUUUCUUGAAAAACUAGCCGUUAAAAACCAUCUUGAUAUUUGCUCAAUAUCUAUUUCUCGUUCAGUUUCAAUUAAAAGAAACGCAAUACAUUAUGCCAUUAUUAAAGAAGAUAUAAAAUCGUUACAGUUAUUGAAGGAAAUUGAAAAAAACAUUGUUAGCUUCGAUGAUGAUUAUCAGUUGCCUUGUUCGCUGGAACUUGAUCAUUGUGAAUUAAUGAUGGAUGCAAAGGAAUAUGAGAAAUAUAAUCACCGAGAAUUUCCUUUAGACGAAUCAUAUGUUGAAUUUGCUUUGAAACAAGGUGUUAAACUUAGUUUCAUUCAAAGAAUGAUGCCGCUGCUCAAAAAUGGCCUUGGAGUUUUUGAUAAAAACAUUUUGACACUGCUGAAAUGUGGCGAUCAUGAACAAGCAGUGGUGAUGAUGGAAAAAAUUUCUAAAACUAAAUUCGAUAAUAAGAGCUUUUAUAAUAUUCAUCAGUUUUUGAAAGGUUAUAUGUUAUCCGAAAGUGACAAUAAGUGGCUAGAAUGUUGUGUAAAUAAAUAUCUUAAACUCUAUCCAAUUCAUCUUGCAGCGAUUAAUCCUGAUCCAUUCAUGUUUCAUCACAUGAUCACUAUUACACCUAACCAAAUCUACCAGAAUGACUGCCAAGAAUGGAUGCCAAUACAUUACGCUUCUGUUUGCCAAACAUUUUUCAACCUUAAACAUUUGCUCAACUUGGGUGUAUCGGCACGUCUAUCCGAUGCUAAAGGAAAUACGUCACUGCAUUUAGCCACAAAAUACAAUAGAAUACAAAAUGUGAAUUUAAUCAUACAAUAUGAAUCUUCCCAGAGCAUUAUCCCAUCAUUAUUCAAUACAUACAAUCGUAAAGGAUACACACCAUUUCAUAUAGCUUGUCAAAAAGGUUUUAUCGAAAUUGUCAAGAUAUUCAUCGAUAAUCGUGUUCAGAUUGAUUUCGCAACAUCUAUUCAUUCAGGAGAAUUGACAUCGUUGAUGAUUGCAUCCAAAUAUGGUUAUUUGGAAAUUGUCAAAUUGUUGGUCGAACAAGGAGCUACGAUCAAUAUCUUUGAUAAAAAAAAUCGUUGCGCUUUGACUUAUGCUGUGAUCAAUGGACACUCAAAUAUUGUCACAUAUUUUCUCGAGAUAGGUGCAAAUCCAUCACACAAAGAUUUGUUUGGCAACAAUCUAUUCCAUUAUGCAUUGGCUUAUGGAUGGCAUUCUUGUUUCGAAUUGUUAUUGAAAACAAAUAUUAAUCUCAAAGAUACAAAUACUUUCGGUCUGACGCCCAUAUACGCAGCUUUUAAGAAAGGUCAUUUAGGAUUCAUUCAAUACAUUCUUAAAAAGAACAUUCUCAAUGUCAAUGUUCCAGUCAACGAUACCGGAAUCAAUAUGACAAUGUUGGCUUGCUCAAUGAUAACAAGUAGUCGAACCAUUAGCCAUUUGCGAAUGCUUGUCGAAAAAUUUAAAUGUGACCUUUCCAAAACUGACUAUGAAGGAAACAACGCGCUACAUUAUUUAUUGAAAUGUGAAGCUAAAUAUCGAAAUUCGAGUCCAACUGUGAUAAAUGAAAUUCAAGAUGCUUUACAUAUUUUGUUACAAAAUAAUUGUGAUAUUUAUUCGAAAAAUAAUGCCGGAAUAUCUCCCAUCAAUUUUUCACUUUCCAAUCAAUGCUACGUAUCAUUUUCUCGUUUUUUCCAUGACCAUCACAAAACUUUUUGUUUUCUGCAAACAUUAUCAACGAAUGAAUAUUUAUGGCCCAUGAUAAUUUCAAAUAUUCUUAGUCAAUUUCAUGUGAAUAAAGGUAAUUUUUCAACUUUCGGUAGAUUCAUCAUCAAUGAAGUCGAAAAGGAUAAGAAUUUUUUUAAUCUGCUUAAAAGUUUGUCUAUGAGAACAAAUGCAAGUGGAGAUUUGCCUAUCGAAUUUUACAUCAAGUUAUCAAAACAUUUAUCAUCGACAUAUGAAAAUGAUGAGCACAAACUUGUAAAUUUUUUUGACUUUUUAGUGAAAUUUUAUGACUGCGAAUUUUUGAAAGACAUAUCAAUAAUACAUCUUGCUGCUCGAUAUGCACCGGGUCGCAUCGUCAAACGUUUGAUUGAUAAAAUCGGACUAAUGUCCGAUAUUCGAAACGAAUCAAAUCAGACACCGUUGGCUAUCGCAUUGGUCAAUGAUAAUGUAUCGUCAGCUGAAGCGUUCCUUUCUUCCAAAAUUAAUAUAAAUGUUGAAAUUGACAGCAUGCCUUGUUUCUUCUAUUACUUAAGAGAAAGUUCUUCAUUAAAUCUUUGUUCAUAUUUCUUAAAAUUGGGUGCCAAACCCGAUUAUAUUGAUAAAUUUGGCAAUUCUUCAUUACAUUUAAUUUGUGCAAAUGUUGAACGAAAUUAUUUUCUCGAAUCCUUCAAACUUUUGAUUGAUCAUAAAGUUAAUGCUAAUAAGAAAAACUAUCAAGGUCAGACUGUUCUUCAUGUCGCUUUCAAAAAUAAUAAAUUUUCAUCAAGAUUAUCCGAUUUAUUGAAUACAUUCAUGAAAACUGAUAUCGAUUUAUAUGCUAAAGAUCAGAAUGGAUAUAAUGCAUUCAAUUAUUUGUUUAUGAAUAAUACCUCAUCAGAUCCAGUAGAUUUGUUCAAACAAAUCGAUACAAAACGAAUCAAAUUUCAAGACCUUUUAGAUAAUAAACAAAUGAAUCUUUUGCAUUAUGCAGCCAAAACGGGAUUUGCUCAAUGCAUUACCUACUUUUUGCAAUAUAUUGAUCCGAACUCUAUUGAUCUCGAUAAUUAUUCUCCUCUCUCAUUGGCUAUUCUUAACAAUCAUCUAGAGUGCACGUUGUUAUUAUUGAGAUCGGAAAAAAAUCGGAUUUUAGAUAAUUUGGAAUUUAUCUUGAAAAAGAAUAUUAAAAUAAAUUUACUUUGUCAUAUCUUAAAAAAUGGAUGGAAAGAUGCAUUCUUUCUCAUUCAAGAAAGGGCUAUUCGUCAAAAAGAAUUGAAUGAAUUGAUCCAAAUAUCAAUCAAAUCUCAGUGUUUGACGUAUGCGUCAAAUUUGAUAAGAUCAAACAUUCAUGUUGAAGAAUAUAGUCGGUUAUAUCUGCAACUGUUUGCUAAAUAUACCAGCGCACAAUUGGAUAUGGAAAUUCAAAAUGACUUUCUAAAGAUUUUUAGAGAUGAUCUUAUAUCGACAAUUUUUGUUGAUCUAUUUUCGUUGGCAUUUUAUAAUUGGAAUUUCAAUCUAUGCAAAAAACUAAUAAAAACUUUUGGCAUUAACAAUGUAUUGAAAAAAAUAAAAGAAAAAAACGUCGAUUUAUUGCCGCUUUGUUUCAAAAAAUUAGUCUUUGAACGUCAAGAUUUGCCUCGAGAUAUGAUGGAUUUGAUUGAAUUGAUUUUGCAAAAAGGAGAGAUGGACCAUUUUCAAGAAAUAAAUGUAUUAUCAAGCUAUCCGAUCGAAGAGAAUAAAGAUUCCAUUAUGGAAAAGUAUCGAGCUUUCUGUGAACAUGAUCAUCGUUAUCAAAAUCGAUAUUCUUCGAUCAAAUAUUCUCCUCUAAUAAUAGCGAUCAUCAUGCGAUGCCAUUCGACAGUUGAAUGGUUGCUUACAUUACAAAUAACUAAACGAUUUAUUGUCGAUAUUAGUUUUGUCGAUUCUCAUGAACGUACUCCUCUGGUGCAUGCAAUUUUAAUAAAUGACAAUAAAAUCAUUCAUUCAUUGUUAGAUGCCGAGAUUCUUCGAAAAACAGAUUCUCAAACUAAAUCCUCUGUAUCAUAUAACCAACUGAAUAUUUUAAAAAGAGAUGUCAAUCAAUUAACUGUGUUUCAUCAUUUAAUAUCUCCAUUCAAAUCAGGCAAUUACUAUAAAUCUAAUAUUAAUUAUUCAAAACUAUGGAAUAUGCUUACUAAAUCGGAUAAAACUAAUCAACUGAUUGAUGAACUCUAUCGAUUCUGCAAUGGAAAAAAGGCACUACAACUGAUUAAUUGGAUGGAAAAAACAUUGAAUAUUGGUUCAAAUAUAUCCUCACAUUCAUUCAACAAUGUGACGAAUGAAAAUUGUGUUAUAAAUCAUUUUGAAUCAAAUUGUGAAACUUUCAUCAAAUCUCAUUCAUUAUGCAAUGAUGAUUAUAUGGCUGAUUUGCAAUCAAUGACUGCUCAAGAUUAUCGACUAAAGCGGAUAAUCAAAGAUCAAACUUCGAAAAUUCCUUUUGAUGUAAUUUUCACAAAAUUGGAUUAUCAAAAUAGUGAUUAUGUCUAUAAUUUUUACAAAGUACAAUUACUUUCAUUUGGAUCAAAACAUUGUCUAUCAAUUCGUUGGGGGCGUGUCGGAACCAAAGGAAAUGUAAAAUUAUUUUAUGAUUCUCAAGAAGAAAGCAUUGAAAAUUUCAAAAAGAUUUUCGCUAAAAAGUCUGGCGAAGAUUGGGAUCAUGUUAAUGUUUUUGCUGUACAAGAAAAAUAUGAAAGAAACACCUCAGAUAUUAAAACAGGUUUUAAUUCCUGGAAUUCGCAAGAGCUUUUUGAAAAACUCACUUCCGAAUCGUCAACCUCUCAUGAAAAUACAAAUCCAGAUUUUAAGAAACUUAUAAUGAAAUAUAUGAAAAUCCUCCAUCUGGAAACCGAAAAUGAUCCUGAUCAAUCCUGUAAAAAGUUGAGCACAAAAUCUAUCGAACGUUGUUUAUUCAUCCUGAAUCGAUUGUCCAAGCUAAUCGCUUUUAAUGAUCUAAGUAGGACAAAAAAUCAAAAAGAAGAUCCUAAAUUAUUGAAUGAUAUGAUAGACUUGAGCGAACAAUUUUAUUCACACAUUAAAAUCUAUGGAUCUCAUUAUGAUCAACUUAAACCCAUACUAAACAUGAAAAAUAUUCGAGAAAUCAUUCACGUUGUCAUGAAGCUAAAAUCAAUGGUUUCCGCCAUGGAAUCUUUGUUUUUAUCUUUCCAUUCAAAUUCCAACAUUCAUCCAUGGAAUUCUUUAGAUUCAUUGUUCCGUUGGCGAUGUCGAAUUCUGACCAAUAAAGAAGAAAUUGAUCUUAUUUGUUCGUACUUGCAUGGUCCACAACAUGAUGAUCAUGAUUGUUUGAACCAUUACGAGUUUUUCAAAUUCAACAACUGUGUCGAUUGGAAUACGAAUAAAUCUUGCAAAACCUAUUUACUAUGGUGUCAUUUGAAGAGUUAUGAAUUUUUAAGUUUUUUCUUUGGUGGAUUUGAUGGCCAAACAUUUUUACUGCAUUCUGAUCUGCCUAUCAUCAUGAAUGGCGUUUGUUUGACUAACAGAAUUAGUAAUUUUGAACAGACGGAUGAUUUCUGGAUACUUUGCGAAGUUUUGAUACAGAAUCCAAUAGAAAUUGAUGAUAUAAAUGUUUUAACAAGCGAAAAUUACGAAACAUUUAUUCGUAGUAAAGAUUGCCUUAUCUUAUCUGACGAAAAAAGUGCAUCACCAAGUUCGAAUCAGGAUAACAAUUAUCUGCUAUGGAAAGGCUUCAUAGUUCCUAUGAAUUUCGAAAUCGGUAAUUCAAAACGAUUCCUCUAUUUGUCUCCUAAACAAUUAAGGCCACGUUAUUUAUUAAAUUUUAAAAAUACAAUGUAAUGAUAAACAUUGUAUUCUAGUCUUUGAAUUGAAUUCGAUAACUCUCAUCUUAUCAUUCCAUCGUAUUUAUGUACAAAUUAAUUAUUUUAUUAAUUAAUUAUUUAU
Messenger RNA from Dermatophagoides farinae (American house dust mite), 7084 nucleotides. The record is from RefSeq and is a predicted model, not a curated record. Lineage: Eukaryota; Metazoa; Arthropoda; Arachnida; Sarcoptiformes; Pyroglyphidae.